AAGUAAAAUGUGUAUAUCAACUUCCGGUGUCAAGGGGGGCCUGGGAGACGAAACGCAAAAAGCGGGCAUACCGAACAUAUCCCGUAUUUUCUCCUUGUAUACAUUUAAUUGAAAAACAUAUAUUGGGACGAUGCCAAACAUCGUUGCAACAUCAACAGGACGAACAGCAUAACAUUGGAUGUGCAAUUGUACCAGCAUAUCCUUAUUCACUCGACUUGCUAGUUAGCAUUAGCUCGCUACCACGACUCCUUCAAGAACAGGCCCCAGCCUGGACUUUGCUUUAUCUAACUAGCACAUGAUAACACGUUUUCUUCGUCAAUGUUAUUUUCAGUUCUUAGUGUAAACUAGAACCACAUCUUUAACUCACCUGGAGUUGUUUAUUUUUAUAUUUCUAAACCGUUGCAUUAGUGGUGUGUAUUUAGUUAGCGUUUUACCAAGUGUGUUGUGCACUUUUUUUCGCAAGCUAGCGACCGCUCAGCAUUCCCGUCCAUUUUACAGCCACAACUAACUACCUAGCUAGGGCUAGCAAAUAAGAAACGGCCAUGUCGGAUUUCGACGAAUUCGAGAGACAACUGUCUGAAAACAAACAAGCUCAGUUGGUAGAGCAUGGCGCUUGCAACGCCAGGAUAGUGCGCUCGAUUCCCGGGAACACCCCGGAGAAGGACAAGGAGAACCGCCACCACCGUCGCUCCCCCUCUCGCAGCCGGAGCAGAGAGAGGAAGAGGAGGAGCAGAGACAAGGACAGACGCAGCAGGGAUCGCCGUGGAGACAGCAAGGAGCGCAGACCGAGACGCAGCUCACCAUCCCAACAACAACCCCAAGAGAUUGCUGUAAGUCGUUCCCCGCACCGUGAAACGAAGAAGAAGAACAAAGUGAAGAAGUACUGGGACGUCCCUCCUCCUGGCUUUGAACACAUCAGUGUGAUGCAGUACAAAGCCAUGCAGGCUGCGGGUCAGAUCCCAGCCACGGCCCUGCUGCCCACCAUGACCCCAGACGGCCUGGCCGUGACCCCCACUCCUGUCCCUGUGGUGGGAAGCCAGAUGACCAGACAGGCCCGUCGGCUUUAUGUGGGGAACAUCCCCUUCGGCAUCACAGAGGAGUCCAUGAUGGAUUUCUUCAAUGCUCAGAUGCGUCUGGGCGGUCUCACUCAGGCUCCAGGAAACCCCGUCCUCGCUGUUCAGAUCAACCAGGACAAGAACUUUGCCUUCCUCGAGUUCCGCUCAGUGGAUGAGACAACCCAGGCCAUGGCGUUCGAUGGCAUCAUCUUCCAGGGACAGAGUCUGAAGAUCCGCCGUCCCCAUGACUACCAGCCUCUGCCCGGCAUGAGCGAGAACCCCAGCGUCUACGUGCCUGGCGUGGUGUCCACAGUGGUGCCUGACUCGGCCCACAAGCUGUUCAUCGGGGGCCUGCCCAACUACCUGAAUGAUGACCAGGUGAAGGAGCUCCUGACAUCGUUUGGGCCUCUCAAGGCCUUUAACUUGGUCAAGGAUAGUGCCACAGGUUUGUCUAAGGGUUAUGCGUUCUGUGAGUAUGUAGAUGUCAACCUGAACGACCAGAUCACCAUGGAGAAUCAGGCCAUAGCAGGACUCAACGGCAUGCAGCUGGGAGAUAAAAAGCUCCUGGUGCAGAGAGCCAGCGUGGGAUCCAAGAACGCCACUCUGACAAGUAUAAACCAGACCCCGGUGACGCUGCAGGUGCCGGGCCUGAUGAACAGCUCAAUGACCCAGAUGGCCGGCCUGCCCACUGAGGUGCUGUGUCUGAUGAAUAUGGUGGCUGUGGAGGAGCUGGUGGAUGAAGAGGAAUACGAGGAGAUCGUGGAGGAUGUGAGGGACGAGUGCAGCAAGUACGGCCAGGUCAAGAGCAUCGAGAUCCCCAGACCUGUGGAUGGGCUGGAGGUCCCUGGCACUGGCAAGAUCUUUGUGGAGUUCAUGUCAGUGUUUGACUCCCAGAAGGCCAUGCAGGGUCUGACGGGCAGGAAGUUUGCCAACCGGGUGGUGGUGACCAAAUACUGCGACCCUGAUGCCUACCACCGCCGAGACUUCUGGUAGAGGAUGGCGACAGACGAGGAUAGUGAGGGGGGUGGAUUGCCAUAUUUCAAAUCGACCCCUAACCCCCCACCAUCUAGGCACUUGUUUUGACCUGAAAAGGUGUGAGCGACAUAAUGUUUCACCUAGUCCAUCAGAAGGCCAGGUAGAGUUCAGAGAAGUACCCAGGGGUAGGGGCUGGGGAUCCAUUUGGUAUUGGGCAAAAGAGAAGGGAGAGAUGAAGGGUUUGUAUUCUGAUGAAAACCAAGAGGGUCAUGGGAGGGAGGGAGGGGUGGGGGGGAUUGAAAGAUUUUUGUGAAUUGUGUGUAGUAACAGGUCAGGGGUAAAUGAUUUUUAUACUUUGAGAAAGAGAUGGGUCAUUCUGGUGGGGGGGGGGGUCUUGCCACACCUUAUGGUUUGUAUUUAAAUGGAGGGAGCCUGUUUUAAGUACUUUAGGAAGGUGUGGAGAGGGAAGUGGACUGGUCUACUCUAUAAGAGUGGUGGAUAGAUGGAUGGACAGAGGAGUAUUCAUCAUUUCAUAGGGGGAGAGGGAGGUGGUGACAGUUUUUAUUUGACCCACCAAUGUAGAUAACAUGAUCAGAUUAUUGUUGUGGGAAGGAAAGCUGGAAAGCUAUUGACAGGAUCAGAUGGAAAGCUAUUGACAGGAUCAGAUGGAAAGCUAUUGACAGGAUCGGAUGGAAAGCUAUUGACAGGAUCGGAUGGAAAGCUAUUGACAGGAUCGGAUGGAAAGCUAUUGACAGGAUCGGAUGGAAAGCUAUUGACAGGAUAGGAUGGAAAGCUAUUGACAGGAUAGGAUGGAAAGCUAUUGACAGGAUAGGAUGGAAAGCUAUUGACAGGAUAGGAUGGAAAGCUAUUGACAGGAUAGGAUGGAAAGAUAUUGACAGGAAUGGCCUCGUUUUGUGAUUUUCCUUUCUUCUCAGAUUUGGACCUUUACAUUUCCUCUUUUCUUUUCUUCCAUGUACAUCAGACUAAGCCCCUCCCUCACCCUGUGUGUGUAGCGAGAGCGGGAGAGGCUGUAACUAUACAUAACCAACUCCAAUGUCAUAUUGGACUCAUUUAUCUGAAUGUCAGCUGUUGUGUAUACUGUCACACCUUGCAUUGUCACCAGGGCCAGAGUUUGAGUACCAUACAUUUUUAUUACUGCCUGUGUCUCUUUGAAGGUUGUUUCUUUUUAGAUUGAAACCUUUCAUCUAGUGUGAAUUUAUCCAUCGCCAUUUUUAGCAGGCAAAAUAAUUCUGUCCCUACACCCUUACCCUUAAGAGAGACUGGGAGAGGGGAAAGGCAGGCUUUUGAAGUUCUGAAUUGUUAUUUUUGAGUUGUGAGUGGUAAAUAUUGGAUUGGUGUUGAGUAGGGCUUGAUCUGGUUCUGAUUAAAAGCCUCAAUGUUAUUUUUCAUGUCACAUUCGAGAGUAAAAUAUGCGGAGUACUCAUUCAUGUCUGCUUAGCAAGUUUGUCAAUACAUGGAGUCAUUUCAUGCUUUGGUCUUUUCAGGUAAUGAUUUGAGAUUGUAGUCAAUAUUCAAGUUACUAUUGUAUUGCUUUGUCUGGAAUGAGUUUCUUUUGUUUUGCUUCCUGUUUCAAACCUACCUAGAAUAGAAUAUCGGACCGCUCAUACAGAAAGCUCUCUUUGGCCCAGUUAGUGUUUGUGUAACUUCUCACCUCAGCAGACAAAAUAAAGGUAUAAAGACUAAUACCAAUGUUUCCUGUUCUACUGCCCACAAAUAAAAUGCACUAUUUACUUUGACCAAGUUAUCAGGCUUUUAGUAACCAUAAAAGUCAGGUAGUAUUGUGUGAUUGUAUACCUCUUCUGUUAAGUAAUGGGUUUGUUGUCACAGAGGGUGAGAUGGAGAUAAAAAAAAAAGAAUCUCUUUAAUAACUGAAGGGGAGUGCAGUCUUUUGGACAGGUUCUAUUGGAAUGUUCAACAAAAUGUUCAUACUCAUCAAAAGGUUGUCCCUUCAACUGUAUAUAUGGUCUCACUUCUUCCUCAUCUCCCUCAACCUUUUGUCAUUACGACUUCAAGGACCACUGGUUACACUAUGGGGUUGAGGGAGUUCCCAUGAUGCUUUGUGUUCAGACCUAGAGUUGGGCAAUACCAGUGAAAUGUGACUUCCUCCCUUUCUAAAAUUUACUUUUUAAAUGUUACCAUGUCGUUUUAAUUUAAUCUUUUUGGGGGGAAAAUGUGAAUUAAUGGAAUAAAAAAUGGCUAAAACCACAUGUAGUUUA
Salmo salar (Atlantic salmon) is the source of this 4267-nucleotide messenger RNA. Its product is annotated as splicing factor U2AF 65 kDa subunit. Gene Ontology annotation, cellular component: nucleus. Gene Ontology annotation, biological process: mRNA processing. NCBI's taxonomy places the organism in Eukaryota, Metazoa, Chordata, Actinopteri, Salmoniformes, Salmonidae. The record is from RefSeq and is a predicted model, not a curated record. Gene Ontology annotation, molecular function: RNA binding.